This is a messenger RNA of Cyphellophora attinorum, 1587 nucleotides long. RefSeq names its product Inositol transporter 1. Gene Ontology annotation, biological process: transmembrane transport. The transcript has 5 exons. Gene Ontology annotation, cellular component: membrane. The coding region runs from base 1 to 1587 and encodes 528 amino acids. Gene Ontology annotation, molecular function: myo-inositol:proton symporter activity. The record is from RefSeq and is a predicted model, not a curated record. NCBI's taxonomy places the organism in Eukaryota, Fungi, Ascomycota, Eurotiomycetes, Chaetothyriales, Cyphellophoraceae.
AUGCGUCCAGAUGACGCCGAUGACGAGGCUCUCGAGCCGCUCGCUCGUGCAGCGUCUCAUGACGAGGACAUCGAUCUCGACCUGCCGACGCGUUCUCCGUCAGGUCCACUACCGACGCCAGAUGAUCUUGCCGCGUUCAUAAAGACCAACAAUCUGCAGUACAAACGUGACAUAUUCCAUCGGGCUGCGCUUUUGCUCCAGGGAGACACGCCGCCCACUGAAAUAGUUGGCAUCACGCCAGCCGAGCUCGAUGCACUGGAAGAUGAGGGGCGCCGAAAGAACAACCUCAUACUGGGAUUGAUCAACUCGGGCAUCUAUCUCAGCAAUGGUCUACUGGGUGCCUGGCUGGUCGCGCCAUUGAACAAGCACCUUGGUCGACGAGGCGCCGUAUUCUGGGCGACCGUAGUGAGCUUGCUCACAAACCUGGGAGGCCCGAUGACACAGAAUUGGCAGCAGCUGUUGUUCUUUCGACUUGUGCUGGGUUGCGCCUUGGGCGUGGUCAGCAGCACGCUCAACGUCUUUGCCGCAGAGUGCGCUCCAGCUGUUAUUCGAGGUGGUCUGGCUGUGUCGUGGCAAGCGUUCUGUGCAUUUGGUAUCUUCGUCGGCUUUGUCGCAAAUGUUGUCGAAUACGACUUCGGACCGAACACAUGGCGAUGGCAACUCGUCGGACCCGUGCUGACCACGAUUCCACUGCUAGCCUUGAUCUGCGUGGGAUCUGGCAUAUCAAUCAUUAUCAAGGUUGAGGAAUACAGAGUUACAGGCAGCGAAGGAGCUCUACACGUCACAUCUGCGGCGCGGCGAGAGAAGCUUGGUGAGCAGCUCUCCUACGUCGGACAGCUUCGGGAAUUGUUCACGGUUCCGCGGAUCAGGCGAGCAACGAUUGCGGCAUACAGCGUCAUGGUAUGCCAGCAAUUGUGCGGCAUUAACAUCAUCUCCUUUUACUCCUCCACCAUUUUCGCCGACGCCAACUUCUCUACGUACGGCGCUCUCAUGGCCUCCACGAUCUUCGGACUUGUCAACUUCCUUUUCGCCUUCCCAGCUGUCUGGACCAUGGAUACACUUGGCCGCCGCUCGCUCCUGCUUCUUACAUUGCCAUUCAUGGCUAUCACAAUGUUCCUCGCAUCCUUGGCUUUCAGCAUCCCGGAAGCAAAGCAUCCAGAUCUUAGGCUCGGCCUGCUGGCCAGCAUGAUCUAUCUGUUCUGCGCGCUGUACUCGCCCGGCAUGGGCCCUGUACCGGCAGCGUACGCCGCAGAGGUGUUCCCUCUCAGUCAUCGCGAGUUGGGCAUGAGUUCCGCGCUUCUGUCUGCACUCGGAUCACAGGGAGCAUUUGGACUGUAUGCAGCGCUGAAUGUCGUGGCCUUAUUGGUUGUGUUCCUGUUCGUGCCGGAGACCCGACUGAUGACCUUGGAAGAGCUCGACGGAGUGUUUCGUAUCAGCACGAGGAAGUUCAUACAUUAUCAGUGUGUAGAGUAUUUGCCAUGGUGGACGAGGAAGUAUGUGAUGCGGGAGAAGGGGCAAGAAGUGCCGCAGAUGGCCAACGACGAUGCAGGGUACCGCGAGGUUGAGCAAGAGGACGAGUUCUCCUAA